AAAAUGGACGAGACGUGUUAUUAUUUUGCAUUGCACCGAAGACCUUGGAGACGCUGCCCGAACAUCAUCGCCACUGCCGUCGCCGGCCCCAGGAGCCACCGAAGCUUGUAUCUGAACCACCCACGCACACAAUAUUGCACUGUUUUCAAGCCGCGGCUGAGUGUACACGCGCUUCAUCAUGACGCUCAACGAAAAGAUGGCCAUGCAUUUGAAACUGAUUUUCACCACCAGCGUCAUGGCGUUCCAACAGUUUCUUGCUGGCACAGUAUUUGGAUAUUCUGCCGUCAUAUUGCCGCAGCUUCAGAAACCGGACUCUCUUAUCCACCCCGAUGCCGAACAAGCUUCAUGGAUAGCCAGUAUCCCGUUACUGGUCUGUCCCAUUGGCUCCUUGGUGUUAGGCUACUUUUCCGACCGAAUCGGUCGGAAGAAUUCGUUGCAGUUAACGUAUAUCCCAAUGAUAGCUAGUUGGACGCUUCUCAGCAACGCGAAGUGCUUGGAACACAUUUACAUCGGAAGACUUCUGGGCGGACUAGCAACUGGUACCGGUGGCGUGAUCUUCGUGUACAUCGCGGAGACGAGUCCGACGGGCAGCCGGCCGUUCUACCUGAUGAUAAUCACGCUGUUCGUGAGCCUGGGCCAGCUGACCACCGCGGCGCUAGGCGUGGUGCUGCACUGGCGCGGUGUGGCCGCGGUGUUCGGCGUGCUGUCGGCCGCGGGCGUGUGCGCGCCGUUCCUGGUGCCCGCGCCGCCGAUGUGGUUGCGGUCGCGCGGCCGCCACGAGGAGGCGCGCAAGGCGGAACGGUGGUUCGGGUUCGAGCUGCCGCGCGACGAGAACGUGCCGCCGCUGCCGCCGCCGCCGCCGCCGCCCGAGUCCGCGGCCGUCGCGACGCUGGCCCGCGGCGAAACGACGGUGGACGAAGCGCCGGGCCGCCGCCCGAACGUGGGCUGCUGGGCCGCGUACACGUCGCCGACCGUGUGGAAGCCCGCGGCCGCCGCGUUCGCGUUCUUCGUCUGCCAGGAGUGCACCGGGUUCUACAUGCUGCUGUUCUACUCGGUGGACGUGAUCCGCGACUGCCGCGUGUCCAUCGACGGCAUGACCGCGGCCGUGUACCUGGGCAUGGCCCGGCUCACCGGCACCGUGGCCAGCAUGGUGUUCCAGGGCGUGCCUAAGCGCCGGCUGACCGUCGUCUCCAGCCUGGGCAUGUGCGCGUCCAUGGCGACCGUGGUCGGCUACCUUUACGCGUUCCGCGGCUCGGCCAGCCCGCCCGCCGGCGACCUGCUCAUCGUGCCGUUCCUGCUCUACGUGUUCUUCGCCAUGUUCGCCGUGCUUCCGUUGCCGUGGAGCGUGUGCGGCGAGAUGUUCCCCAUGGAGGUCAAGGGCACCAUGAACGGCGUGCUCUACUCGUGCGGCUACGAGCUCAUGUUCGCCGCCAUCAAGAUAUACCCGUGGCUGGUUGCCACGUUCGGCAUACUGACCGUGUGGACCGCGUGCGCGGUCAGUUGCUUCGUCACCGCGCUGUUCGGCGCGUUCGUGCUACCUGAGACCACCGGCAAGUCGCUCAACGAGAUCGUCGACGGAUUCAAGUCGUCCGGCAAAUGCCGCAAGCCCCUCAAGAUCCAGUUACCCUAGGCCAAUCACUCCCCCCCCACAAAGUUUUCGUGACUCAUCAACGUUUUUUCGAUUGUACAGUUCGCCCAAAUUCAAUCCUUCGUCCUCAUCACAAGAAUACAAGUCAGGGUACACGAAACAUGGGGAGUCGUAUGGUGCAGACCAGUAGCGGCCCACCGGUGGCAGAACGGUUGCUCUGAUCCGCGAAGAUGUCCUUACGAUAACCGACAGCAGCCGAUUCCAUCGCGAUUAAUCGCAAUCCGAAUAUUAAAUUAUUACCCGCCCCAUAAGUACUUCGAACAAAUAGAUCCGGUUACAUGAAAACACUGUACUGUAAUUAUAUUCCUGUAAAUAUUUCAGCAUUAACUAUGAAAGUUUAAAUUUUAUAUAAUCGUGUUACACCUGAUAUAAAAUGUAAUGUAAAUAUACAAAUUUAGACGAGUC
Messenger RNA from Sipha flava (yellow sugarcane aphid), 2053 nucleotides. RefSeq names its product facilitated trehalose transporter Tret1-like. Gene Ontology annotation, biological process: transmembrane transport. Lineage: Eukaryota; Metazoa; Arthropoda; Insecta; Hemiptera; Aphididae. The record is from RefSeq and is a predicted model, not a curated record. The transcript has 4 exons. Gene Ontology annotation, cellular component: membrane. Gene Ontology annotation, molecular function: transmembrane transporter activity. Bases 179 to 1630 code for a protein of 483 amino acids.